Messenger RNA from Carassius auratus (goldfish), 3470 nucleotides. RefSeq names its product fibroblast growth factor receptor-like 1. Gene Ontology annotation, molecular function: fibroblast growth factor receptor activity; fibroblast growth factor binding. Lineage: Eukaryota; Metazoa; Chordata; Actinopteri; Cypriniformes; Cyprinidae. The record is from RefSeq and is a predicted model, not a curated record. The transcript is spliced from 7 exons. The coding region runs from base 512 to 1972 and encodes 486 amino acids. Gene Ontology annotation, cellular component: plasma membrane.
UAAAGUUGGCCGGAGGGAAGGAACGUCUCACACUCCUCUGUGUGUGCGUGUCUGUAUUGCGUGUGUGUGGACGGCGAAUUAUUUUGCUAACUGUGUAAAACAACGUUUUGAUACAAAUUUAGGUGCUAUAAAAAAGAAAAGAAAAAAGAAGAAAUUGUCGGGUGUGUUUUCUGAAGAAUCUAUGGAGAUAAAGUCAAUGGUAUUUGAACUGCUUGCGCGCGGUGACUGACAUCUACAGAAGUUUACAGCAAUCAGCGCGUGUAUUAAGAAGUGUCGCGCGAAAACACAGGGCGCGAGAGGAAUACAGUUGCACGUUUUAAUUAAACAGUUUGAAAUCGCUGGAUGCGCGCGUGAGGAUUUUUGAUGUGGCGCCCAGUUUAUAUAGAUACGAAUCGUCUGGUGUGUUUAAAGAGGAUGUAAGCAUGAUGUUUUAUUUAUCAGUCGCAAGGAACGGAUUUAUGAACAUUUUCAACUGUUGACUGAAGAACCAGAGAGCCCUGGUAGGGACAUCAUGGAACUUUUUUGGAUAGUUUUCUUCAUAUUUGACAUUAUUUUCAUGACAGAGUGUGCUAGAGGUCCUCCACGUGCAGCAGAGAAGGUUGCUCACCGACAGACCGCCAGAAUUGGACGUACCAUGAAACUUCAGUGUCCUGUGGAGGGCGAUCCACCACCACUCAUCAUGUGGACCAAAGAUGGUCGACACAUCCACAGCGGUUGGAUGCGCUUCAGGGUCCUUCAGCAAACCCUCCGCAUUAAAGAAGUGGAAGCAGAGGAUGCUGGGACAUUCAUUUGUAAAGCCACCAAUGGUUUUGGUAGCGUCAACAUUAACUACACCCUCAUCGUCAUCGAUGACUCCAGUACUACGAGGGAAGGUGCCAGACCAGCUGGUGAAACAACGUACUCCACUGACCCGACAGGAAAACUGGUGCGGCCCCGCUUCACACAGCCGGCCAAGAUGAGAAAGCGUGUGAUUGCCCGGCCAGUGGGAAGCUCAGUAAGGCUCAAAUGCACCGCAAGCGGCAACCCCAGACCUGACAUCGUCUGGUUGAAAAACAGCAGGCCUCUGACGCCCGAGGAGGUGGGCGAGGGCCGAAAGAAGAAGUGGACUCUCAGCCUGAAGAAUCUUACACCUGAACACAGUGGCAAGUACACAUGUCAUGUAUCCAACCGCGCCGGGGAGAUCAACGCCACCUAUAAAGUGGAAGUCAUCCAGCGCACAAAUUCCAAGCCCAUCUUGACAGGCACUCAUCCGGUAAACACUACAGUAGACUACGGUGGCACCACAUCUUUACAGUGUAAAGUACGCAGUGAUGUCAAGCCAGUUAUUCAGUGGCUAAAGAGGGUCGAACCAGGCAGUGAGAGCAAGUACAACUCCACCAUUGAGGUCGGAGACCAUCGCUUCGUUGUGUUGCCCACGGGUGAUGUGUGGUCACGACCAGACGGCUCCUAUUUGAACAAGCUACUUAUCACUCGAGCCAAGGAGGAGGACGCUGGCAUGUACAUCUGCCUGGGAGCCAAUACCAUGGGCUACAGCUUCCGCAGUGCCUUCCUUACUGUUCUGCCUGACCUAAAGCCACCAUUCUCCCCAAUCCCUUCGGUUCUCCCUCCCAGCCUUCCCUGGCCCGUCAUCAUCGGCAUCCCCGCGGGAGUGGUCUUCAUUUUGGGCACCAUCCUACUCUGGUUCUGCCAGUCCAGAAAGCACUGUUCCUCAGGAGCCAUAAUCUCAGGACAGACUUUACCCAAUGGCCAUCGACAGCCACCCAGAGAGCGGUCGCUCGCAGGUGCCGAUAAAGACUGCAUCGGCUCUGUCUCCUACGAGGAGUAUUUGGCUCAGCAGCAACAACAACAGCUUCUGCUGGCUCAAGCUGCUCCCAAAGUCUUCCCAAAAAUCUAUUCAGACAUUCACACACAUACUCACUCACACGUGGACGGCAAAAUUCACCAGCACCAACACAUCCACUACCAAUGUUAGCAGGUACUGAGGCCUUCAUACUUACAGUGCUCUGGUUCCUUCUUCAAAAAACUCCUCAGUUUCUGAUGCAACAUUGUGUCACUAAAAUAGGGCAGUGUGUUGGCCAGAAUGGGCAAGGUCUUCCUCAAAUGCACAUUUCUGCUCAAAAUCCAGAGAAUGGAAAGACAGUUGAGCCAUGUUGUUGCAAUCUAACCAGUCCCUCACUCUGAAUACCGCAAGCAUAAAGACAUUAUGAACAGUGAGGUGGAAAAGGGCAAGGCUAACAAACAAAUGACAAUAUUUGAUUCUGUUUUGAAACAGAAACAUUCACAGAAACAUUGUUGACAGCAAACACUUUUGUAUGUUUGUAUGGGACAAAAGACACACAUGUACUGUAACAGUUUAUAUCCUUUAAGACCGAUUUAACACAUGAGAGUGUAUGUUCGUGUUGUUUUUGUGGGUAUUGUCUACCUUUUUAAACUUUAAGAAAUGGUGUAGGUCCAGUCUAGUUUUCUGUCUAACUGUAUCUUUAAUGGAAAAAGAGUAUAUCUUUGAGCUCCCACUAUAUCGUAACUAAAGAUAUGAAGAGACUGUGGCAUUGUAUGUUCUGUCAAGGGUUCCUUGUGUUUUCAUGAACUUUGUAAUUUUAUUUUCAGGCCCUGCUCUGAAUAACCUGAGGUACCGCAAUCCCAUAGUUCCUCUAUGGCCUUGUUUUUUUUUUUUUUUUUUGUGAAAGGGGGGUUGUAUUUUCAUAAGCUUGACCACUAUAAUGAAGACUGUGUAAAAUGCCUUUGACUGCUCAUGUAAUGGCUUCAAUUUAAUAUUUACAGAAGUGAGUCAAGUUUCAAAAACAAACAAUAGACUGAAACUCAUUGUCCGUGCAUGUGUUUACCAUGAUGUUCAUGGUAAAAGUUCAAUGCUGAAAGGACUGCGGGAAUACAGGAAUGCACUUAACCCAGACAUCUGCUAGCUACUUCAGCAUAAAAACAUUCAGAAAUUCAUUGCCCGUUAUUUUAAGAAAGUCAGCCAAAAGAAGAAGCAUUGACAAACUUGAUUGAUUCUUAAAUAUUUUAUUUAUUUGUAAGCAAUAUUUUAAUGGUUUGAAUUGGGCAUUAUCUAGAUGUUUUAAACCAAAUAUGAGUAUACAUAACAUUGUCUUCCCUUAGCUGCAGUGUAAGCUAUGUAGCAUAGAUCAAGUGUUAAAUAUUUAAAUGUGCCGUUGAGAAAAAAACACAAUGGUUCUAAUUUGUUAUCUCUGUAUUGACAAUCUUGUACAGUCUGACCUGUUUUUAUGUUAUAAAAAUAUGUUUGUCACAUUGAAAAAUUAAAAUCAUUUUAUAAUUAUCAUAAAAUUAUAAAGUUCUUGUUUACCAGGUAUGAAAUUGUGAUGUGUAAUUUUAUAUUAAUGUGAUGAAAAUAUCUGCUGUUUCAAAUCUUUAUUUGUAAUAACAUAAAAUUUGUCCAAUUUGAAGUCUUGAAGAGACCACAUUUUAUUAGAACCUGGUAUUUUCCUAUCAGC